UUAGCACAAAAUUCUGUACACUCACCAGUCACAACCAGUAGGAAACUGUGGCUGCAGUCCAGCCUCCCUGCUCUCCAAAUUUCAAACAUGGCCAUCUCUUCUCUGCGUCUCCCGUUCUCGCUGUGGCUUCCAAGACUACCAAUUCAGAGCUUCCGUUUCUCAAAACCAAUUUUACCCCUAAGAUUGAACCUUAUUUACUGCUCCUCCUCUAUCUCCUCUACUGCUCAACAAACCUCAACCCACCUUGACAAAUGGCAAUCCGUUCGAAAGAAGAAAGUGGUUCUCCGGGUCGGGUACGUCGGCUCCGAUUACCGAGGCUUGCAAAUGCAACGAGACGAACAUUCAUUAUCUACUAUUGAAAAAGAACUGGAAACGGCCAUAUUCAAUGCCGGCGGUAUCCGCGAUAGUAAUCUCGGGAACCUUAACAAGAUUGCCUGGGCCAGAAGUAGCCGAACAGAUAAAGGAGUUCACUCAUUAGCGACGAUGAUAUCAUUUAAAAUGGAAAUCCCGGAGAAAGCAUGGGAUGGAGACCCUUAUGGCGUUGCCCUUGUGAAUCACAUUAACUAUUAUCUUCCUCAUAAUAUCAAAGUUUUUAGCAUUUUGCCUGCACAGAGGAGCUUUGAUCCUAGAAAGGAGUGUAAUCUCCGCAUGUAUUCAGUCCUCCCCCAUGCUGAUGUUAUUGGAAUCAAAAGCCACUUCAGCGCAGCAGAAAUUGAUUAUCACAUCUCAGACUUCAAUAGUAUACUAAAUUGUUUCGAGGGAGAGCAUCCUUUUCAUAAUUAUACCAUACGAUCUAAAUACAGGAGGAAGCUUCCUGUAAAAAAAUCACGUAGACAUGGAAGUGUGUCAAUAACAGGGAGAUCAACUGGAGAGGCAUCAGCCUCUGAGUAUGAGGAAAGUGAUGUGGAUGAAAAUUUGGAUGGAACAAAGACACCAGAAUCAGAUGCCGAGGUACUGAACCAAAAUUCUUCACCGUCUAGCAAUAGUGAGGGCAACUUACGCAAUGCUUGCGAGAAGCAGGGAGAUGGUGGCAACGAUCAAAGUGCUGGUUCAGUCAUCCGUGCAAGAUGGUUAUAUGAACCUGAUGAAAGAGAUAGAAUAAGUGCUUCUCAUUUCAGAAAGAUUUUUCGCUGUUCUUGUGGGAAGCUAGAGAAGUCGCUUGGACAUGAUUAUGUUGAGCUUUCCAUUUCGGGAGAGUCUUUCAUGUUACAUCAAAUUCGCAAAAUGAUUGGAACUGCCGUGGCCAUAAAGCGCAAGUUACUCCCAAGAGAUAUUUUGACAUUAUCACUGGCCAUGUUCUCACGGAUAAUCCUACCACUUGCCCCAUCUGAAGUUUUGUUUUUAAGAGGAAACAGAUUUUCAAUCAGAGGACGACCUGGAAAUGUAACAAGGCCUGAAAUGAUGGCAAUGGUUGAAUCAGAAGAAAUUAUUAAGGCUGUUGACGAGUUCUACACAUCUGUUAUGUUGCCUGAAGUUUCAAAGUUCUUAGAACCUUCAGGAUAUCCUUGGAAAGAAUGGGUUGAAAACUUAGAUAGAAACACAGGCAUUCCCUGAUGCAGAAUUGGAUGAAGUCAGGAAUGCUUGGAAAGUGUGGAAGGAAAAGUUUGAGAGUGUUGCACCAGUCCUAAACCAAUGAGACAAGGUAGAUGCUGAUGAUUGCACUGGAUAUGUUUUUCAUGGCAUGGUUACCAACUUAUUUGUCCGUUGAAAAUACUUCGAGGUAAUACAAGCUCAAAUGGGAGAGGUGUAAAGGACCGUAAAUUCCAUCCAAGGAAGCCCUGGUUAUUCACUGCUGGUGCUGACUUUUUAGGUGGAUCUUCAGGUGUUGAUCAGACUUUAUUUCCAUGGGGAGAGAAGAAAGGAAACCAAACUGCCUUUAGUAGGUCAUACGGCACAUUUAUGGAUCUCAUUAGUUGGGUCUGGAUUUCCUGUGCUUUAAAAUAUGUUCUUGAGUUGUUGAAUUUUUGUACGUCUCAUCUGCUCACAACUGUUUCUUUCAUAAUUUUGACAUUAUACAACUAAUCUGUUUUUUCUUUCU
Messenger RNA from Prunus mume (Japanese apricot), 2038 nucleotides. Lineage: Eukaryota; Viridiplantae; Streptophyta; Magnoliopsida; Rosales; Rosaceae. The record is from RefSeq and is a predicted model, not a curated record.